GCAGAGCAGCACUGACCUCACCCAUAAGAAAGACUCACAGGACGGCGACUGUUCAGAAUGAGAUCUCCUGGGACUCCCAAAUUCAACCGCUAUAUAAAAAUGGGAGAGAAAACAAGCCUGUGAAGGACAGGGGAUCCCAAGAGGGUUUACCUAAUUUUCCAUUUCAGAGCUUUCUUGCUGGAAAGGAUCCUUCAUGUACAAAUGAGACUGGACAUAAACGGAAUAGGCUCAGCACAGAGCUGCUCUACAGAGGGUCCAUCAGCCCUUGUGAGAGUUACAGUGAGACCAAGUCCUCUGAUGAGCAACGAUCCAGCACCUCUCUAAGUAGUGAGGAAACCUUUCAGGCUGGGCUACAGCAAAUCAGCCAGUUCCCCUGGGAUGUGUAGAGUAGGCUGAGAGGUAGCCACACAGGAAGACUGGGAGACCCACACACCGAAAGGAGCUAAGGAAAACGAGAGACAAUUUGACAAAAAAGGAGUGAGUAGCACCUCUAACACGGGUGGAUUUAGUUGGAAAUGGGUGGCUGCCUAGAAAGAGAGCUGUGGAUCUGUAACAACUCUGAAUCAGCUUGAAAUGUAAGAGACAUGCGCUCAAACUUGCGGCUCAGAGGCUGGAGGUGCUCUUAUCAGUCGACUCCCAACAUUAAUGAGGCAGUGGAUAAUGAGUAUUGCUGGCACCAAAAUGCCAUGACACCAUGGAGGAGUCUGAGGACUAGAUUGGAGGACCCAGUGAGAGGAAGGCGAACACCCCCGUUUUUAUCUGGCUUUACAUCAUUCGAUGAACCAUGGAGAUCAGAACACACAUCUAGCCCAUUUUUAUUCCUGGGCCGGACACGUAGCGUCCCUGAAGCUCUCCAUUGCUACAGCACUUUGCGGUCAAGCUUCUCCUCGAUCACCAUCACAGCCCGGAGUUUGUCUCCUAAAAGGGAUUGUGCAGCUUAUUCAAACUCAACAUUUCGUCCUCUGAAAAUGCCUGACAGACCACCCUCUUUCAUGGCCCGCAGUGAAAAUAAAAUCCUACAAGCCAUUGCUGGCACUCCGGUGCCUCCUAGACACAAAACAGUUGUGGUGACGGUGACCGAGAACAAAGAACGCCAUUGUGCCAGCGAGACCCCCAGCAGUCCCCAAGCUCCACCAGUCCACGAGCACAGCUACACUGAGGAAGAAGAUCAAACGGACUCUUUAAAACGUCCUAUCUUCCGCUCUUGUGCCCAUUUGGAGCUCCUUCCAUCAAACCUGUCCCGAUCUACUCUGUACUGGGACAAAUCCCUCUCAAUCCCUCUUGGACAGACUUUGUAUAGAUCCACUCUGUCCCUUUCCCUUGGAAAACAAUCUUUUACUCAGACCCCUGAGAAACCCGAAACCAUGAUUCAAACUAAAAGGUCCUACAGUGACUGGGACAUGGCAAACGUUGUCGUUGAUGGAACAGAAAGGCUGUCCCAGCACAUGAAGAAUGGUUCAACCAUCAAUGGCAGUGGCUUUAAAAGUAAUACUGGCUCCGGCUCCGACAUGCAAUGUUCCACUUUAACAUCAUUGCCAUUCAGAACAAGGUGCCACUCAUCUUCUGCUGCCUUCAGACUGAAUGGAAAGGCUAAUGAUGUCUUAGGGCCUCCGCAGAGCAAUCUAAGAGCCAGACAGGCAUUCAGCGAGCCAUCAGGAGUCCCUCAGGUGCGCGUAAGGGCCCCUCAUGAGGUCAGAACAGUUUUCCACACGGCUGAGAAAGUCAGGAGACUUAUUGAGUUCCCAGUCUCUCCUCAUCUGACUAAUUGCACCUGUGGGUCCAUGACUGACCAACAGGACACAGGAUACCAGUCGCUUAGCUUGAGGGAGGCUCUUGAGCGCUUUCGUCCAGAUUUCAUCUCUCGCUCUCAGAAUCGGGUGCGACGAUUGGAACUGCGGGCCAGGGAGAGGCGGAGCUUACAAACAGCUGAAUUUAUCAUGGGCGUGGAGACGGCUAACCGUAGGCGGAACUGCACCAAACCACACCCCUUUAGUGAUAACCUUUUCAAACCCAGAGACAGAGCCAUCUCAGGCAAGGAGAUGCAAUGGAGAUCCAGGCGGAUUUACAACAAACUCCCUGAGGUGACCAAAAAGAAGGAGGAGGAGAGGAAGAGGCUGGUAUUGGAAACCAACAGACUGAGGGCAGAGGUGUUCAAAAAGAAACUUUUGGAUCAGGUUCUUCAAAGACACGGUGACUGAGGGAAGUGCCUGUUCACAAGAUUCAUAUCCCCGCGUUCUCCUUGCCUGAGGCAAAGAACUGAAGACGAGCAAGACCUUUGCAGCUUCCUCCUGAGAGCAGAGCUUGGCUUUCUGAUGCGUUGUUCCAAAAAUAAAACACCUUUUACUGGACCUGGGGUGAAUCCACAUGACAUAUGGAUGCACAUCCAUGCCCUGUUGUGUCUGUGCAGUGUGAUAGGUAUUUUUAAGGAGAACAUGUUUGAUAAUUAUUUAUAAGACCACUUAAGACUCUAUAAGACUCUAGACCUGGUUGGAGUCUGUUUUCAGUUGUUAUGUCAAAUAAACCCUACAGAAGACAUAUAGAGCUAAUUAAAAUGUACUUAUUUUACACAAAUUUAUGAUAAUUAGGCAGAUGCCCUAAUGUAUUUAUACACAAUCACUGUAUACCUUAUACCUAAUUAUAUAUUACAAAGGUUUAUUAUGUACAGCCUGUUCUAAAAUAAUAGUCAUUUUGGUUCUAAAGGUCAUCAAUAAUAGUCUCAAGUAUUAUUUGGAAAGAAAAUGCAAUAUUGGCAUCUUUGUACCUGCUUUUAUUCAGAUUCAUUUUGCAAUUUGCCCCACAUUAAAAUUUGGACAUUAUGUCCUCUUUCUGUAAUAGCCAAUUUCAGUAAGUGACGCAGCUCGGUAAUGUUAUAAUGCCGUGGGAUGUAUGAUAAAAAGAAAGGGGCAUAUAUUCCACUGUCUCCUUUGCUCUGGAAGUGUCAGGGUUUCUGGUGCGGAACGUGAAAUUUGGGGUAAUAGAAUUCAGGAGAGAACAGCGUAACGGGAGAUUAGUCUGGAAAGUCAGUGAUCAGGUGUUAGAUGACAGAUUGGGUUACAUGAUGAUAAAGCAGAGACAAGGAACUUAAGGAGUGAAAACUCGUCUUUAUUCAGCAAUCUGAAUUCUGAGCUGGUUGUGGUGCUUUGAAAGGAAGAGCAAGCAAACAUGCUGAAUUGAAAAUGCAAAAAUGUUGACAAGUCCUUGAGUCUCUGAGGUCAGUAUGCUACCUGCUGGAAACCUUGAGAGAGUUAUUAUAGAGUGCCUUGCAUACCUGAAAGGAAAGUGGAAAUGACCCCAUUAAGAAAAUGAAUAAUUUCCUUGCAAAUAAACUCACAAAAUAUGCAGAGCCACAUAAAGUUUCUGAAUUUCUGCAGCAGUAUUAUGUAGGCAAAAAUUUACUUGACAUUAAUCAUACAGUAUAAUGUUUUGAACGUAAUAUGCUAUUUAACUUAAAAUGCACAACUUUUAUCCUAGAUUAUAACCACAGUACUGUUCAAAUUGCACUGAACUCAUUUAUGUCAUAUCAAGCAGAAUCCAGCAUUGAGUGAAUGAGAAUAACACUAACAGUGAAAUCUGACAGUGAAGUAAGUAAAUAUAUUUAUUUUAAACAUAUUAUUUUAAAUAUAUAUUUAUUUUAAAGGCUACACAUAAAUCAUUGACCAGAAACAAUAAAAUAAUACCAUAAAUAAAUUUAUCUGUAAUAUAUGUUAAAAGACUGUGAAAUAUAUUUAUUUGUGUGUGUGUGUGUGUGUGUGUGUGUGUGUGUGUGUUUGCAU
Messenger RNA from Onychostoma macrolepis, 3773 nucleotides. RefSeq lists its product as uncharacterized. The coding region runs from base 585 to 2198 and encodes 537 amino acids. NCBI's taxonomy places the organism in Eukaryota, Metazoa, Chordata, Actinopteri, Cypriniformes, Cyprinidae. The transcript has 8 exons. Gene Ontology annotation, biological process: regulation of centriole replication. The record is from RefSeq and is a predicted model, not a curated record. Gene Ontology annotation, cellular component: centriole; centrosome; cytosol.